Messenger RNA from Cercocebus atys (sooty mangabey), 6828 nucleotides. RefSeq names its product ATPase, class I, type 8B, member 4 (gene ATP8B4). Gene Ontology annotation, biological process: Golgi organization; phospholipid translocation. Lineage: Eukaryota; Metazoa; Chordata; Mammalia; Primates; Cercopithecidae. Bases 325 to 3966 code for a protein of 1213 amino acids. The transcript is spliced from 31 exons. The record is from RefSeq and is a predicted model, not a curated record. Gene Ontology annotation, cellular component: plasma membrane. Gene Ontology annotation, molecular function: magnesium ion binding; ATP hydrolysis activity; ATPase-coupled intramembrane lipid carrier activity.
UUGAUCUCAGGUUUUCAAGAAUACCCCCUAGAGACCCAGUCUGUGUUCUGUAUCAUCGCUCGAGCUUUCAGAGUAGCCUUGCUUUUCCCCUUGACAUGGUCAUGUUUGAUCUUCCUGCACUGCUGGGAAAUCUUCCUUUUGGGGGAGAGGAUUAGGUCUGGGUUGAGAUCUUUACUGUUCCAAAAGUUCAGCGAAAGAUGACUUUUUCUUUACUCCGACAACCUUUAGAGGUGGAGCGAGUAUCAGUGGUGGUGUUUCGGUCGGCCACCUAUUGAGACCUGGUGAAAGAUCAGGUAGUUCUACAGUAAAAAGAAAUUGCUUGAAAUGGAACGGAUAGUGAAAGCCAAUGACCGUGAAUAUAAUGAAAAGUUCCAGUAUGCGGAUAAUCGUAUCCACACAUCGAAAUAUAAUAUUCUCACCUUCUUGCCAAUUAAUUUAUUUGAACAGUUCCAAAGAGUGGCAAAUGCCUAUUUUCUUUGCCUUCUGAUUUUACAGCUAAUUCCAGAAAUCUCCUCCUUGACCUGGUUUACCACCAUUGUGCCUUUGGUCUUGGUGAUAACUAUGACAGCUGUCAAAGAUGCCACAGAUGACUAUUUUCGCCACAAGAGUGAUAAUCAAGUGAAUAAUCGGCAGUCUGAAGUGCUCAUCGACAGCAAACUACAGAAUGAAAAAUGGAUGAAUGUCAAAGUGGGAGACAUCAUUAAAUUAGAAAAUAACCAAUUUGUUGCUGCUGAUUUACUUCUCCUAUCAAGUAGUGAGCCACAUGGUCUCUGUUAUGUUGAAACUGCUGAGCUUGAUGGGGAAACGAACCUAAAAGUCCGCCAUGCACUAUCAGUUACUUCGGAACUUGGAGCAGAUAUCAACAGACUUGCAAGGUUUGACGGGAUUGUUGUCUGUGAGGCGCCUAACAACAAGUUAGAUAAAUUCAUGGGAAUCCUUUCUUGGAAAGACAGCAAGCACUCCCUCAACAAUGAGAAGAUAAUCCUGAGAGGCUGCAUCCUGAGAAAUACCAGCUGGUGUUUUGGAAUGGUUAUUUUUGCAGGUCCUGACACUAAACUAAUGCAGAAUAGUGGUAAGACGAAGUUUAAAAGGACAAGCAUUGAUAGAUUGAUGAAUACUCUAGUACUAUGGAUUUUUGGGUUUCUGAUAUGCUUGGGAAUUAUUCUUGCAAUAGGAAAUUCAAUCUGGGAGAGUCAAAUUGGGGACCAAUUUAGAACUUUCCUCUUUUGGAAUGAAGGAGAGAAGAGCUCUGUGUUCUCCGGAUUCUUAACAUUCUGGUCAUAUAUUAUUAUUCUCAAUACAGUUGUACCCAUUUCCUUAUAUGUGAGCAUGGAAGUAAUUCGUCUAGGACACAGUUAUUUUAUAAACUGGGACCGGAAGAUGUAUUAUUCUCGAAAAGCAACACCUGCAGAGGCUCGGACGACCACGCUCAAUGAGGAAUUGGGGCAGAUUGAGUACAUUUUCUCCGACAAAACGGGUACCCUCACUCAAAACAUCAUGACCUUUAAAAGAUGUUCCAUUAAUGGGAGAAUCUAUGGUGAAGUACCUGAUGACCUGGAUCAGAAGACUGAAAUAACUCAGGAAAAGGAGCCUGUGGAUUUCUUAGUCAAAUCUCAAGUGGAUAGAGAAUUUCAGUUCUUUGACUACAAUCUGAUGGAAUCCAUUAAAAUGGGUGAUCCCAAAGUUCAUGAAUUCCUUAGGGUACUUGCUCUCUGCCACACUGUAAUGUCAGAAGAGAAUAGUGCAGGAGAGCUGAUUUACCAAGUUCAGUCACCUGAUGAAGGGGCUCUAGUGACUGCUGCUAGAAAUUUUGGGUUCAUUUUUAAAUCCCGGACCCCAGAGACCAUAACAAUAGAAGAACUGGGAACACUGGUUACUUAUCAAUUACUUGCCUUUUUGGAUUUCAACAACACCAGAAAAAGGAUGUCUGUCAUAGUUCGAAACCCGGAAGGACAGAUAAAGCUUUACUCCAAGGGAGCAGAUACUAUUCUGUUUGAAAAACUUCAUCCUUCCAAUGAAGUCCUUCUCUCUUUGACGUCAGACCACCUCAGUGAAUUUGCAGGGGAAGGCCUUCGGACCUUGGCCAUUGCACACAGAGACCUGGAUGACAAGUACUUUAAAGAGUGGCAUAAGAUGCUUGAAGAUGCGAAUGCUGCCACAGAAGAGAGGGAUGAACGAAUAGCUGGGUUGUAUGAAGAAAUUGAAAGAGAUUUGAUGCUACUAGGUGCCACUGCUGUAGAAGAUAAGUUACAAGAGGGUGUUAUUGAAACAGUUACAAGUUUAUCACUAGCCAAUAUUAAGAUCUGGGUCCUAACAGGAGACAAACAAGAAACUGCCAUCAACAUCGGUUAUGCCUGCAACAUGCUGACUGAUGACAUGAAUGAUGUGUUUGUGAUAGCAGGGAAUAAUGCUGUGGAAGUGAGAGAAGAACUCAGGAAAGCAAAAGAAAAUUUGUCUGGACAAAACAGAAAUGUUUCCAAUGGCCAUGUAGUUUGUGAAAAAAAGCAGCAGCUGGAGUUGGAUUCUAUUGUAGAAGAAACCGUAACAGGAGAUUAUGCCUUAAUCAUAAAUGGCCACAGUUUGGCUCAUGCCCUAGAAAGUGAUGUCAAGAGUGAUCUCCUAGAACUUGCUUGCAUGUGUAAGACUGUAGUUUGCUGCAGGGUCACUCCACUCCAGAAAGCCCAAGUGGUAGAGCUGGUGAAGAAGUACAGAAAUGCUGUUACUUUGGCCAUUGGUGAUGGAGCCAAUGAUGUCAGCAUGAUUAAAAGUGCUCACAUUGGUGUUGGCAUCAGCGGCCAGGAAGGAUUGCAAGCAGUCUUAGCCAGCGACUAUUCAUUUGCACAGUUUAGAUAUCUUCAAAGGCUUCUCCUUGUUCAUGGAAGGUGGUCUUAUUUCCGAAUGUGCAAAUUCUUAUGCUAUUUCUUCUAUAAGAAUUUUGCAUUUACACUUGUGCAUUUCUGGUUUGGUUUCUUCUGUGGUUUCUCAGCCCAGCUGAAACUGUCAGAUGCCAUCAUCAACGGGUUGAAGAUUUGUGUCAGCUGCUCUGAUUUAAAAAAAAAAAAAAAAAAAACUGUUUAUGACCAGUGGUUCAUCACCCUUUUUAACAUUGUUUACACAUCACUGCCUGUUUUAGCCAUGGGGAUUUUUGACCAGGAUGUGAGUGACCAGAACAGCAUGGACUGUCCCCAGCUCUACGAACCAGGACAGCUGAAUCUACUUUUUAACAAGCGUAAAUUUUUCAUUUGCGUGUUACAUGGAAUCUACACCUCAUUAGCCCUUUUCUUCAUCCCCUAUGGGGCCUUUUACAACGUGGCUGGAGAAGAUGGGCAACAUAUUGCUGAUUACCAGUCCUUUGCAGUUACUAUGGCCACAUCUUUGGUCAUUGUGGUCAGUGUGCAGAUAGCCUUGGAUACCAGUUACUGGACUUUCAUUAAUCAUGUCUUCAUCUGGGGGAGCAUUGCCAUUUAUUUCUCCAUUUUAUUUACAAUGCACAGUAAUGGCAUCUUUGGCAUCUUCCCAAAACAGUUUCCAUUUGUUGGUAAUGCACGACAUUCCCUGACCCAGAAGUGCAUCUGGCUGGUAAUUCUCUUAACAACAGUGGCUUCGGUUUUGCCAGUGGUGGUAUUCAGAUUUUUGAAGGUGAAUUUAUACCCAACCCUGAGUGAUCAGAUCCGCCGGUGGCAGAAGGCUCAGAAGAAGGCAAGGCCUCCAAGUAGCCGAAGGCCUCGGACCCGCAGGUCAAGCUCAAGAAGGUCUGGAUAUGCUUUUGCUCACCAAGAGGGCUAUGGAGAACUUAUCACAUCUGGAAAAAAUAUGCGAGCUAAAAAUCCACCCCCAACAUCAGGGCUGGAAAAGACACAUUAUAAUAGCACUAGCUGGAUUGAAAAUUUAUGUAAGAAAACCACAGACACAGUGAGCAGCUUUGGCCAGGAUAAAACAGUGAAACUCUUACCAAAGAGCUGCUAAACCCUGUGGUGACAUUUUACCUGGGUCAUUUGAAUGCUCAGUUUCUUGUUAAUGAUUCAUGAAGAUAUCUCCACACCCUCCUUUCCUCUCUCAUCAUUUUGAGUAACAAAAGUAUCCAGAUGUGAAGGUAAGACACUCAUGUCCAGCUAAGAAGAGGAUCAUUUAAAAGUCCUCCCUACCUUGAAUCUGGGCUUAUGGAGAUUCUUUGAGCCUCUGUUCCCUUGGGACCCAAGUUGGCGCAACAGAGCUUGAACAAUUUUCUUCAUAGUUAUACAGCACUUUGCAGUUUGUGUAUCAUUCUUACAUAAACUGUAUUGUGUCUGUGUAGAUUUAAAAUGUGCAGAUCUAGGGAAGAUGUGUAAACAGAUGUAAAAAUGUUCAGAAAUAUAUGUUUCAAAUGUUCUUUUACCUUUCAGUGCAAAUAAAAAUCUCCCUUCCUUCCUUUCCUACAGCAUUUAGUGACGUUAGGUAGGUGUGGAAGGCAAAGGAAAUAAAAAUGUCUCAAACUAUUUCUAAAAAGUCACUAGGAAAUCCAACUAAUCAGAAAAGCUCUACUUCUGAUUUUUAUGGUAAGAAAUUGAAUUACUCUGUUAGUGUGUGCACAAAAUGCCUCAAGAUUGAUAUGAUCUAAUUAUCUCAGUUAUAUGACUCAGAAUUAUUAUUUUACACUACAAAGAGUAGGCACAGUGGAGGAAUCCAGUAAUAAUGAUGACUUACAGACUUUGUGAUGGGAUUCUGCAGGCCUUGGGUCAGAUAACCAUGUGGGGGUCACAAUUUUCCAAUUUUUACAUUAACAUCUGGUAUUAAAUGUCUGCAGUUUGCUCUACUGCGUCACAUUUCAUUCCUUGGUGAGAAAUCAUCAGCUUUUGCAAUUCUCUAGCCUAAGCCUUUAGCUGAACUGCCUGGAAGCCAGAACUAAAUGACCCACGUAUUACCAAAUGUGUAUUGCAAAAGAUUUGGAGGGACUUGCUGGGCUAAUCUGUAGUUUGGGGCUCUGACUUAACCCUAUCUGUCCUCGAAUUUCAAAACUUCCUGGCAGAUCUAUUCCUGUAAUUGGUGCAGAAUGCAAAUCAGCUUGGAGCUGCAUACAUAAACAUCCAGAUUUCAAGAAAUAAUAAUGAUUAAUUGGCCAGAUAUCUCUGGCUAUCUCAAUUCAGAUUCCCAUAAGGUUUAACAAGGGCAAGUUAAAAUUGUUAAUAAACUGCAGCCCUAGACUUACACAGAAAAUUCUUACUGGAGCAGGAUGCGUGGAGAGAUGAUAGUUAACUAGGAAAUAAAGUAAUGAUCAAGAAGAAAUGUAGUUGUUUCGCCUCUUGUCAUAAAUGUUUCUAUACUCCCUGCCUUCUUCUAGGUAAAUGUGAGCAAUGAUUAGGAUGCUGCUUUGACAGCUGAUGAUUUUCCUUCUUGUCCCCUUUCUGUCUCUGCUCAGUAUGUGGCACUAUAGAGAUAUAGAAGUAUGAGAUAAUGCACAAAGAUUGGACAGAAAUAAUACUGACCCCAAAAUAUCCUCAGAAGAGGUUUUGAAUAAAAUUCCUGUUACUGAAUUUCUCAAGAUAAUGUCACUUUCAUUAAAUAACGACUGAAAAAGAAUAAAUUAAUUUGGGAUUAUGAUUAGUGACUGGGGGAGAUAUUAAGCUUAUUUAACAAUCAGUUUGACAGGGGCACUGACCAAUACGAAUGAACAUGGGCCAUCAAUGACUAGUCUUGUCCCACUGCUAAUGGCAGUUGGCACUCUGACCUAUUUGGACCACAUGAUAAGUCACAUUUUUCUUUACGAGGUGCCUAUUUGGUCUAAGCUAGAUAAAAACAGAUUUUUUUUUAACCAAAUAACCUACAAAAUUCUAUAGGGCACGUCAAAAUGUUUUCCUGGUAUUGUUUUGCAUGGUAGCUAAUAGUUUUCUGAAGCUACAAGAUGAUGUGUUUUGAACAACAGGAAUGGUUUCUAACUGCAUAAUAUUAUUGACAAAAUAUGUUUAGGUAUUGUGAAUGAUUUUUGUCUGAAUACUAACAUUUUUCAAAUAUUUUAAAAAAUAUAUAUUUUACAAAUAUAAAUGAUUGUGGUUCAUAGUUUGGGAGCUUAGUUUAAUACUUAGGGGUAGACAAGAUUACUGGAAUUAUUUUUUUGAUUGACAGGCAAGACUUUGUUUUAUGGUUCCAUUUCUUCCUGGAAGUUCUCGUAGAGCUUAUAUCUAGUAGACAUCUCAGAUGAAAUGUGCUAACAAAUUUAGUUCUACUGGACUAAAUUUAAAAUUAAUAAGUGAAUCAAUCACUUAAUAGAACACUGAGUGUGGAGAGGACAAGGUACAAGAUAAAUAAGAAACAGUUUCUUUUUCUUGCCCUCGGAGAGGUUCUAACUCAGUAUCUUUCAACCAUGCAUUAUACAUACCACAGUUGAUGGAAUCUAAAAUGCCGCCUUGUAAAUGAUGCACCAUUAAUUUAUAUACCACUGAAAAACAAGAAGAAUAUUGCCACUUAGAGUUGUAAAGAUGCCAUUGGAUGUAAGAUUUAUUUCUAAUUUCAGAGAUGUUAAAUUAUGAAAUCUGGUAAGUAUUGGAUUGUAGGAGGUUGAAAAGUGAUGAAAAAACAUAGUUCAUGGCAACUACUUUUGUUUUGAUUGUGUAUUUUGUUUAAUACUUGAAUUGUUUCUAUAGCGCAGUUAUAGCAGUCUUUAAAUUUACUUUCAUUACAAAUAUUUGUCAAGUUUUGUUUCAGAAACACUUUUCCUACUCUCUUGCAUCAUGCACCUAGACACACUACAAAAAACUAAUUCAUAACACAGUAAGGACAAACAUUAUUCAUGUAAACAUCUUUCAUUAAUUUCCCAUAAUUUAAAAAAAUCAUAGAAUUAUAGAUAUUGAAAAA